This is a messenger RNA of Galeopterus variegatus (Sunda flying lemur), 2565 nucleotides long. RefSeq names its product angiomotin like 1 (gene AMOTL1). The record is from RefSeq and is a predicted model, not a curated record. The transcript has 11 exons. NCBI's taxonomy places the organism in Eukaryota, Metazoa, Chordata, Mammalia, Dermoptera, Cynocephalidae. Gene Ontology annotation, cellular component: cytoplasmic vesicle; plasma membrane; bicellular tight junction. Gene Ontology annotation, biological process: establishment of cell polarity involved in ameboidal cell migration; angiogenesis; hippo signaling. The coding region runs from base 1 to 2565 and encodes 854 amino acids.
AUGAGAGGUUCCGAGGAUGCGGCAGCUGGAACAGUAUUACAGCGGCUGAUCCAGGAACAACUGCGGUAUGGCACCCCGACCGAGAACAUGAACUUGCUGGCCAUUCAGCACCAGGCCACAGGGAGCGCAGGACCAGCCCACCCUACAAACAACUUUUCUUCCACGGAAAACCUCACUCAAGAAGACCCACAAAUGGUCUACCAGUCGGCACGCCAGGAACCGCAGGGUCAAGAACAUCAGGUGGACAAUACGGUGAUGGAGAAACAGGUCCGGUCCACGCAGCCUCAGCAGAACAAUGAGGACCUGCCCACGUACGAGGAGGCCAAAGCCCAGUCGCAGUUCUUCAGGGGGCAGCAGCAGCAGCAGCAGCAGCAGCAGCAGGGAGCUGUGGGCCAUGGUUACUACAUGGCUGGAGGCACCAGCCAGAAGGCCCGGACUGAGGGGAGGCCCACGGUGAACCGUGCCAACAGCGGACAGGCGCAUAAGGACGAGGCACUGAAAGAACUGAAGCAGGGCCACGUCCGCUCGCUCAGCGAGAGGAUCAUGCAGCUGUCACUGGAGAGGAAUGGCGCUAAGCAACACCUCCCUGGCUCAGGGAAUGGAAAGGGGUUCAAGGCGGGAGGGGGACCCUCCCCAGCCCAGCCUGCAGGCAAAGUGCUGGACCCUCGAGGUCCUCCACCUGAGUACCCCUUCAAGGCCAAGCAAAUGAUGUCCCCAGUCAGCAAGACCCAGGACCAUGGACUUUUCUACAGUGACCAGCACCCUGGGAUGCUCCAUGAGAUGGUCAAGCCUUACCCCGCUCCUCAGCCUGCCAGAACAGAAGUGGCUGUCCUGAGGUACCAGCCACCCCCGGAGUAUGGGGUAACGAGCCGCCCAUGCCAACUCCCGUUCCCGUCGACGGUGCAGCAGCACAGCCCCAUGUCCUCCCAGACCUCCUCCGUCAGUGGACCGCUGCACUCUGUCCCCGUGCCACUUCCGCUGCCCAUGACCCUGGCGGCCCCACAGCCCCCGCCUGCCGCCUCCCCCAGCCAGCAACUCGGGCCAGAUGCAUUCGCCAUUGUGGAGCGAGCCCAGCAAAUGGUGGAAAUACUAACAGAGGAGAACCGGAUGCUUCACCAGGAACUUCAGGGUUACUACAACAAUGCGGACAAGCUCCACAAGUUUGAAAAAGAACUUCAGAGAAUUUCGGAAGCCUAUGAGAGUCUGGUCAAGUCUACCACCAAGCGAGAGUCUCUGGACAAGGCGAUGAGAAACAAACUGGAAGGCGAGAUUAGAAGACUUCAUGAUUUCAAUAGAGACCUCCGAGAUCGACUGGAGACUGCCAACAGACAACUAUCCAGCAGGGAAUACGAUGGGCAUGAAGACAAAGCUGCAGAGGGGCAUUAUGCUUCCCAGAACAAAGAAUUCUUGAAGGAAAAGGAGAAGUUAGAGAUGGAGCUAGUGGCAGUGCGGACUGCAAGUGAGGACCAUCGGAGACACAUUGAGAUUCUGGACCAGGCUUUGAGCAACGCCCAGGCCAGGGUCAUCAAGCUGGAAGAGGAGUUAAGAGAGAAGCAAGCAUACGUGGAGAAAGUGGAGAAGCUGCAGCAGGCCCUGACCCAGCUGCAGUCUGCAUGUGAGAAGCGAGAGCAGAUGGAGCGGAGGCUGCGGACCUGGCUGGAGAGAGAGCUGGAUGCACUGCGAGCCCAGCAGAAACAUGGGAAUGGCCAGCCAGCCAGCAUGCCGGAAUACAAUGCUCCAGCCCUCCUGGAGCUCGUGAGGGAGAAGGAGGAGCGGAUCCUGGCCCUGGAGGCCGAUAUGACCAAGUGGGAGCAGAAGUACCUGGAGGAGAGCACCAUCCGCCACUUCGCCAUGAAUGCCGCAGCCAGCGCAGCAGCCGAGAGGGACACCAACAUCAUCAACCAUUCUCGGAACGGCAGCUAUGGCGAGAGCUCGCUGGAGGCCCAUAUCUGGCAGGAGGAGGAGGAGGUGGUGCAGGCCAACAGGAGGUGUCAGGACAUGGAGUACACUAUUAAAAAUCUCCAUGCCAAAAUCAUAGAGAAGGAUGCCAUGAUUAAGGUCCUUCAGCAGCGAUCCCGUAAAGAUGCCGGGAAGACGGAUGCCUCGAGCCUGCGGCCCGCCCGCUCGGUCCCGUCCAUUGCAGCAGCCACCGGGACACACUCCCGCCAGACCUCCCUCACCAGCAGCCAGCUGGUGGAAGAGAAGAAGGAAGAGAAGGCCUGGAAGGGGAGCAUAGGGUUGCUGCUGGGGAAGGAGCACCACGAACACGCUUCUGCCCCCCUGCUGCCAUCCCCACCUGCCUCCACACUGUCACCUACAGCCUCCGCCACAUCGGCCAGCAGCGCCCACGCUAAGAUGGGCAGCAAGGACAGCAGCACCCAGACGGACAAGAGUGCUGAACUCUUCUGGCCCAACGUGGCCUCCCUCCCCAACCGCAGCAGGCUGAGCGCGACGCCUUCCAACAGCCCCGUCCUGAAGCACCCCGGGGCCAAGGGGACUGCGGAGAAGCUGGGUAAGCUCCGAGGAGCAGAAGAUUACACGGGUCCGUGUGACAUCUUGCAUUAG